UCCUUUUGCAGCAUCCAUGUAAUGGAUAAGCAAGUCUAAAAAUCUCAACCUAAAACUUUUUCCUAUUCUUUCUUUCUAAUCUUAUUGAUGAUUAUGCAAGUUUCUUCCACCCCCCUCAAUUUCUAGUAUUAAUCCUAAUGAUUAAUCUGAAACACAUAAUUUAUGCAAGUUUAAUCUCCUCCAGCUUCAAGAUUUGGAUUCAAUCUCAACAAAUCUAAUCGUUCGGUACAUGACAGAUCAGACAUUGAUCCAAGGAAUCAGAUCUCUUGAGGCACUAGAUUUGACUAACAAGAUUAAUCGCCAUUAUGUUCGUGAUCAUCUUGUCUUGUCCUGUUCGCAACAAGAACAUCUAAAGGAUCCAUUGAGAGAACAAUUCGUUGAGAAACCUACCAGAUUUUUGGAGCACCCAUUUUUUUGGGACUCCAAAAAAUCAUUGGAUUUUCUCCAUGUUGUUGGUGAAUACCUUGAUAAGGUGUACCAUAGCAAGGCUUAUGAUUUCAAGCCAUUGCAUCCUGUGAGCCGUCGAGUUAAUGCUUUUAUCCAUGAUUUAAACAAGCUAAACGUAACUGGUUGGAGGGAUGAAUUACCUAAUUGUAUUCUAGUGCGAGGUGCAAAGAGCCGGAGAUUUCAUAACCCUCAUCACAGAGGUGCUACGAUUGGCUUAAUCUCAUGCGUUAGAAACUGUGAAACCUAUUGGGAUCAGUUUAAUGUUGACGAUCUGGUAAUAAUUAUGAAGUUUUUAUAUACUUUACUAGGUAUCACCUCGGCUUACGGCCGAGGCUCAACCUCUUCAUUUGAUUUGUGUUAUAUGACCUUUUUGUUUAUCUAGCAUGUCGGUUUUCUUUAGAAAAAACAAAUUAAACAUCAUGAUUUUUAAUUUUUCCCUAUGGUGUAUGAAAAUAGUAUGCUAGGUUUUGUUUAGAUAAAACAAAUUAAACAUCUCAUCUUUUAAUUUUUCCGUUAUGGUGUAUGAAUAUUAGUACAUUUGGGUAAA
Papaver somniferum (opium poppy) is the source of this 994-nucleotide messenger RNA. RefSeq lists its product as uncharacterized. The transcript is spliced from 2 exons. The coding region runs from base 230 to 829 and encodes 199 amino acids. The record is from RefSeq and is a predicted model, not a curated record. Lineage: Eukaryota; Viridiplantae; Streptophyta; Magnoliopsida; Ranunculales; Papaveraceae.